Molecule: messenger RNA, 5195 nt
Organism: Oncorhynchus keta (chum salmon)
Lineage: Eukaryota; Metazoa; Chordata; Actinopteri; Salmoniformes; Salmonidae
Product: guanine deaminase
Exons: 16
Coding region: 335-1633 (432 amino acids)
Biological process (GO): guanine catabolic process
Cellular component (GO): cytosol
Molecular function (GO): zinc ion binding; guanine deaminase activity
Source: RefSeq, a predicted model, not a curated record
GAAAGAAGCAUUUAUUUUGACAUUUGGCGGCACAUAAUUCAAAUCGAGGAUGAGUAAAAUAGAAAAGUAACGUUGGUUGCGAUAUACAGAAGAAGAUAAUAUUUCCACAGCUCCACGAGCUCUUUUCGAAAGCAUCAUAUUUAAAAUGUAUCAAGGGAUGACACAGAGACCUCUGGCUCUGAGCAAGACAGUGAGCCAGAGCUGCCAGGAGAUGUCAUCGAGCCCCUGACAUCAAGCACCAGAUAUGCUGUUCCAAAAGGACCUAAUGACAUUUCAAGAUCCAGAGAAGAGGGUCCUGUACAGCCGUGUUUGAAAUCAUUUCCCAGAACUCGGCAUGGUACUAGGAAAAGGGCUUUCAACAGCUCCUGGUAUAAAGGCCAAUUCAUGGUUUGAAUAUUCUAUUGCCUUCAUUGGGAGUGGGCAGGAAGUCGACAGUCUGUCACAGAAGUGGGGGUUUGAGGCCUUGGCUGUUACACAGCUUGGACAGUAUGAGUUCUUCAUGCCAGGGAUGGUGGACACCCACAUCCACGCGUCUCAGUACAGCUAUGCAGGCACAGCCCUGGACCUGCCCCUGCUACAGUGGCUCAACACGUACACCUUCCCAGUGGAGGCCUGCUACAAAGACUUGGAGUUCGCCCGCAACGUCUACACCCAUGUCGUGAAAAGAACCCUGAGAAACGGUACCACUACGGCUUGUUACUUUGCCACCAUACACACCGACGCUUCUCUCCUGCUGGGCCAAAUCGCAAAUGAUUUUGGACAGCGUGCCCUUGUGGGCAAGGUGUGUAUGGAUACAAACAACUUUGUCCCACAUUACAGAGAGACGCCAGACGAGUCCCGUGACGAAACCAACAGGUUCAUUAAUGAGAUGUUGAAGAAGAAGUACCCUCUUGUAAUGCCAGUGGUGACCCCGCGCUUCGCCCUGUCUUGCUCUGCUACCCUGCUGGGUCACCUGGGAGAGAUCGCCAAGAAUAACCACCUGCACAUCCAGAGUCACAUCAGUGAGACGAAGGAGGAGGUGAAGCUGGUGAAGGAACUGUUUCCAGACUAUGACUCCUACACAGACGUCUACCACAAACACAACCUUCUCACUGACAAGACUGUGAUGGCUCACGGUUGUCACCUAACCGAUGAAGAGCUGAAGCUGUUCAGAGAGAAAGGGGCGUCCGUCGCUCACUGUCCCAAUUCCAACAUCUCGUUGUGCAGUGGUAUGCUAGAUGCCCGCAGGGUUCUGAACCACAAAGUAAAGCUGGGGCUGGGCACAGAUGUGGCAGGAGGCUACUCUCCCUCUAUGCUGGAUGCGGUGCGGAGAACGUUGGAUACCUCUAAAGCCUUGACCAUCCAGGACCCCCAGUACCAAACGCUCACCUUCGAGGAGGUCUUCAGACUGGCCACACUGGGAGGCAGCCAAGCCCUGUCCCUGGAUGAGCAUACAGGAAACUUUCAGGUAGGGAAAGACUUUGAUGCUCUGCGGGUGAACACGGCCAUAGCAGGAGGACCCAUUGAUCUCAUCAACCACGGAGAGGGGCCUACGGUGCUCCUGGAGAAGUUCUUGAAUUUGGGGGAUGAUCGGAACAUUGCGGAGGUGUACGUGGCAGGGAAGAGAGUGGUCCCAUUCGUGGAAACAACAUAGAUUUGGGUUUGGUUGCUGGAUUGUUGUCAAUCUUGUUACCAUCUGUCUGAACCCUCUACCAGUUUACCUGACUGCUGUUGUAACAGGACAGGAGGUGAUGAGGAAAAUGUAUUCAACGAGAGGGAUUAUUACUCUAUAUACAGUGUGUGUGUUUUCAAUCAUCUAGUGUAAUUACAUACAGUUAAAUUCAAUGGAUGAUAUUGCUGCUCAUCGUGAAGUUCAGAGUGAAUCCUAUGUUGUCAUACUUAUGUCGUAACCCAAAGAACAUCAUUGUCUGUUGUUUUUGUUAUUUCAAAGUCGAGGGAAAUGUGUGUGUUUAUGAAUGUAGGUUUAUUCAAUUCAAGUAACUUGUAUUUCCUGAGAGGGAACUUCAUCUAUGGUGACGGCUUGAUAUUAACAAGAUAUAUAACAACACAGCAACAUAGAACACGAACACAUGUGCAGUAUAAUAGAUUAGAUGCAAUCAUAGGCUAUAUACAAACACAAAUAAAAAUGUCAAGGGUUGAAGAGUUUGAUGGAUGAUGGCACAAAACUAGAAGCUGCUCUCUUAGACUUUGUAUGCCAGAGAUCUAUGUAUCUCUGCGCCAGGAGGGAAAAGGGAGUUGUACUGGUCCAAAACUUAUCUCCGUGUGUAAGGUCCAAAGCUAUUUGUUCCCCCUAUUGUAUCUGUAGCUUUGCAUUUGUCCGGAUUUUACAGCAUCCUUGAUUUCGUCUCGGGCCUAACAACACAAGUGCCAAUAUAUCCUCCAAACACCGGUUUCUCUGGCAUUAGCACUUAACGGUCAUUAUUAUGCAACUGCUGUUCCAUGCUACAGUGCUGAGUUUAGCAGAAAAAGCUACAGAGUAUCUGCAUGAUUUUAAGUGAAAAUGUGUCUCUUUUUGUUUGUAAAAUUUUUCGAGUUUUCACACCUGGAGGCAAAGGUUUUAACACAUUAUUGAUAGUGGUUCCAGGAUAAAGUGUAGGGUUAUAUGAAAGUAUAGAGGCUGAACACUGCAAACAGAAUAGCUUUUAAAUUAUUUUGUUAAAGCAAACAUUCCUCCAAGCCAGAUAUUUUCCCCGUCUCACUAUAACACACAGAUCUACUGCACUGUAGACCCAUCUGUGUGUGACAGAUGACAAGCUAGAAGUGACCAUGUCCAUUUGACAGCCUACCAUAGCACAAUGUGGGAUGUCUGUCAUAGACAGGUCCACUAUAAAGACUUACAGAGAUUAGAGUUUCUGGUCCACAGCAAACACAUCCCAUUAUUUAUCAUAAUUGUCAAGCUGUGUUUAAUUUGAGCCGGAUACUGCUGGAACAGGAGUGUUACCUUCCUUCUUCAAGAGGUCACCAAUGAACCUAGAGCAACACACAAAACCGUUUUGGGACUGUUUCGUUCUGGAACCUAUUUGGCUGGAUGGCAAUGAUUAAAAUACAAAAUGUCAAAGUAGCCUGUCAUUACGAUCAUUUAUGCGGUAUUAAAACAGAUUCUGCCAAAGUCUCCAGUUGUGUAAAAUGACUGAGGUAAAGUUUCAAGUUGGAUAUUCGACAGAUAUUCACGCUUUCAAACCUCAAUAGCUUUCAAACCACUUGAGCCACAGAUUCCAAAUAAGUGUCAUGAUGUUGGAAAUAUUGCACACAUUGCGCAGGUCUUAUUUUCACGAUUUGGACAUUUUAAUUCGUUUUCCAAAGCUUUAAAAAAACGUGGAAAUGUGAGCAGGAUUUUUUUGUAUUCCUAGUUGAAUUAGUUAGGGAGUGUAAACAGUUUACAUUUGAAUUUCAAAAGCUCCUUGGUCAUGUGACCUACUUGACUCAAACAAGGUUCAGAUUGUCCACUGACUACCCUACUAUUAUUGCACACCCUUUGGUUGGUUCAUUUUCAUCUCACACGUGGACAUUCUGAAGUUCGUUUGAGUCCAGUAGGUCACAUGACCAAGGAGCUAUUGAAGUUUUAAAUUCUGAAAAAUUCAUGUAAAAUCGAGUGAGAUGAAAAUGGACAAACUAAAGGGUGUGUAGGCCCACUGAGUGUACAUUCUGAACCUUGUUUGAAGUCAGUAGGUCACAUGAUCAAGGAGCUAUUGAAAUGUUAAAAUUCACGAUGAGCAGCAUUGUACACCCUUUAGUUUGUCCAUUUUCAUCUCACUUGAUUUUAAAUUAAUUUUUCAGAAUUUAAAACUUCAAUAGCUCCUUGGUCAUGUGACCUACUGGACUCAAACGAACUUCAGAAUGUCCACGGACUAGCCUUGUAUAUUGCACAUUCUUGUUUGUACUGUAAAAUCACGCAGUGUAACGUACAUUUUUCAUAGUUUAACAUUUCAAUAGCUCCUUGGUCAUGUCAAUUACACACCUAAGAAUUGUGCAGUGAGUAUACACCCAUAUCGCAUAACCUCUAGUCAUGUAUCUUCUAUAUUGUAAAUUAAUAUUAGUUUGACAAUUAGGGGGUUCAGUCCAGUGUUGUGUUUACCCUUUUCUUUAAUAUCUAUCUAUAAUUAUUGGUAGUUCUAAGUACUUAUUUUCCCUGUUUUUAUUUUGCCACAGUAUUUAACAGCGGUACACAUUAGGAGAGAGACAGAUAUUUCAUCGUUAAUAUCAACCAUAAAGGAAAAUGGCAAAGUACGAGAGUCAUUGUCCAAAGCAGGAAUGGAGAGUGAGCUAUUGAGGUAGGCUGCAGUGGGUUUGCUGGGCAAUACAUAUAUAUACUGAACAUGUAACCACAGUAAUGGUGGCCAGAAAAUCAACGAAUAAAAAUGUUAUAUUGACAAAUUAAACAAAAUGUAGAUCUUUAAUCUUCUCCAACAUGUCAAGAGACACUUUACUUCACAUAAGUACAAAACAUUUCACAGUGUUAACUCUAUCCCUGGCUGUACAUGUCAGAGCCUCUUCAGUGUGUAUGGGGUAUAGCAUACAUUUUCAACAACAAAGACUGCACUUCCAGUUUGUGUUCUUUACUCUGUUGAACUCUUUAGUCUUCAUACCUAGUUACAGCACGUGGAACCAACGCAGUACGACGAAUUAGCCAUCCAUUGUGUUAUAUCAUAAAUUGUCUUACAUGCCAUCACUGUUGUCAGAAACAUGUUAAAUAACGUUACUAACCCAGUCAGUCUGAGCCACAUCCAGUUUUUUUUUAAUGAAUUUUUUAUUUCACCUUUAUUUAACCAGGCAGGCCAGUUGAGAACAAGUUCUCAUUUAAAACUGAUCUGGCCAAGAUAAAGCAAAGCAGUGUGACAAAAACAACAAUGCAGUUAGACAUGGGAUAAACAAAUGUACAUUCAAUAACACAAAAAAAAAAAAAAGUCUAUAUACAGUGAAGGUUCUUUAUCAGUGGCACACAUGAAGCAGUUGUUGGCUUUGUUGAACUCUGAAAUCAUAGCCAUGAACUGAACAUAUGGCUGUCCCACACAACUACAUCAAAAUAAAGAAUGUACUUUUAAUUAAAUGUCAUUACAUACCAGACGUUUCUUUUUGCACUUGCUCCAUGUGGUUUUGUGAAGGUUCUAUAUCAUGUUGGGGAAGUUCUGUGCAUCUUCCUUGGCCAUCUACACCAAUAAAUAAAAUAUAGUUUUUGACCUAAUGGUCGCAUAACA